Molecule: messenger RNA, 1503 nt
Organism: Chelonus insularis
Lineage: Eukaryota; Metazoa; Arthropoda; Insecta; Hymenoptera; Braconidae
Gene: Rab23
Product: RAS oncogene family member Rab23
Exons: 6
Coding region: 425-1144 (239 amino acids)
Biological process (GO): vesicle-mediated transport
Molecular function (GO): GTPase activity; GTP binding
Source: RefSeq, a predicted model, not a curated record
GUGGCCGAUUCCAGCAGGUAAAUAACAAGACGACAGGUGCUAGUUCAGCCUUGGAUUGGCCGGCAACGCAGACACAGUCCGCUCUUACAUUCAGUCGAAUUCGCGCGUCCUAAUCGCACGUGUCCACUUUUUCAAAUUUGAUUGUGCCAAGAUUAUUUUUUCAUUGAUAAUUCUUUUUUUUUUAUACAAAAGUGAAUGUAAUAAUUUAAGAUUUUCUUAAACAUAUUUAAUGAAUUGGAAAGUGCAUCGACCUAAAGGCGUUUGGCUUUCAGUCACGGCCAUGGCACGCGAACAAUCUCGUAAUUUACAGAGGAUACAUUGAUAAGCUGAAAACAAUGUAACAAAUAAUAGUUAAGUUUAAGUGUAUGUGUGUUUCUAAAAUCAUAAAUUUAAAAUUGGAUAUGAAAAACAAGGUGCAAUCAGGAUGCGAGAGGAAGAGCUUGAGAUAUCACUCAAGGUAGUCAUAGUGGGAAAUGGUGCCGUAGGCAAGUCCUCGAUGAUUCAGAGAUUUUGUAAAGGAACUUAUACAAAAGACUACAAGAAAACUAUUGGAGUUGAUUUUUUGGAGCGAGAAAUUGAAGUUGAUGGAGAAACUGUAAGACUGAUGUUAUGGGAUACAGCAGGCCAAGAAGAAUUUGAUGCAAUCACUGCUGCUUAUUAUAGAGGUGCACAUGCAUGUGUUUUAGCUUAUUCAGCAACUGACAGAGAUUCUUUCGAUGCUGUACCUGCUUGGAAACUCAAGGUAGAAAAUGAGUGCGGGGAAAUUCCGACUGUCUUGGUGCAAAAUAAAAUUGAUCUUGUUGAUCAAUGUCAGAUAGAUUCAAAUGAAGCAGAAAGAUUAGGUCGAGCUCUAGGAUGUAAACUCCUACGAACAUCAGUCAAAGAAGAUGUGGGUGUUGCCAGUGUAUUUAGAUAUCUUGCCUCACGAUGUCUAAUAGAGAUGCGUAGAUGUGAAGAUGAUUUCCAAGAUGAUUUAAGAUUAUACUCAUCAGGCCCAAGAUCGCCCUCAGUGAUCAGUGCUUUUAGCCCAAAUGAAUGUACAGGUGGUAACAUGGGAAACGGAACAAUUGUUUUACGACCUGGUGGUAAAACUCGACAUCAUAAAAAGAAGAACUUUAUCAAGAAUGCGUGUAGGCUCUUGUAAUUUUGAUGAUUAUAUUUAAUAACAGAAUAAAUUGUUAGAACAAUCAAAAUCAGAUAUUAAUUUACAAAACUUGAAUACAUAUCAUACUUUAACCCUUUCAGAAUAGAUUUCUUAUUCCUUUAAUUUAGCCUCAGACACUCUUAUUAAUUAUAAAGAAAAUUACCAGAAGACAUUUUAAUUAUUUUUAUCCAAAUCACAUGAAUAAAACUGAGUGUGAUAUUCACUAUAAUAGUCACUGGCUGCGAAAGGGUUAAAGAAAAAGUCAUUUCAUUUUUUAUGAGUAUUACAGCAACAUACCUAAGUCGAGGUUUUAUGAUCUAGAAACUUUGUUUUUUCUAUUUGUACAUAUGUAUGUAUUU